AUGAGGAACAUAGGAUCAAUCAUUUUCCGUUUGUGUUCUGGUUUUGCAGAUACGUUAAAAGGCUCGUUUUAUGCAAAUCCAAUAUUGGAUAGCCCUACGACAGAUAAAUCUCUAAUUCAAAGGUAUCCCUCAUACUGUGGUUCAAUUAUAUGGCCCAAUAGUGAAUUGCCAGAACUAGAAGUCGCCUUCAAAGCUCUUGGAAAGGUGAUCCUUGGAGUUGGGCUUAUGGUCGCAUAUCACUGUGACAGAUACGAAAGGAUAAAGAAUGCUUUGGGCCCGAACGUUGAGGAGUUGAGUGUGUGACGGAGUGGCAUGUGAAACUAAGUUAAAUGAAACUACAUGAGGAGAAAGCACUUUCACUUGGACGCUUUUAGUGCUUUUGUACUGCGUUCUAUAUGGCCAGUUCUGAACUAACAUUCUGAUUGUAGUUAUUUGCGUGGACUUGUUGGAGGAAUAUGAUUAUGCUUUCGGUUUCUGAAUAUCCAUAGUUUGAUGCACUACUCUCUGAUUAUCCAAUUAAACCCAAACUUAAAACCAUUCGAAAAUAUACAGAAUAGUAUUAGCCAAAAUGGCGUUAA
This is a messenger RNA of Malus domestica (apple), 578 nucleotides long. The record is from RefSeq and is a predicted model, not a curated record. NCBI's taxonomy places the organism in Eukaryota, Viridiplantae, Streptophyta, Magnoliopsida, Rosales, Rosaceae.